Molecule: messenger RNA, 1347 nt
Organism: Ambispora gerdemannii
Lineage: Eukaryota; Fungi; Glomeromycota; Glomeromycetes; Archaeosporales; Ambisporaceae
Source: the annotation of a GenBank genome assembly
AUGCUCUGUUGGGCGCACUACCGCUUUCGCCAACGUCUAAUUGCUAAGGCAGAGGCGUUGGGACUCAGAAAUAGUAGUCGUCCAAAAGAAAUCCUGAAGAAAGCUGAGAGAGUUGCAAAUUUUGAACAAGACGUUUGGAGCAUCUUUUCACCAUUGGCUGCGCAACUCAAGGCUGUUAACUUGGGACAAGGCUACAUGAACUUUCUUCCGCCUGAUUUCAUAAUCGAGUCAGCAAAAGGUGUAUUUUCAGAUAAUGCUAAUAAUCAAUAUAGUCAUCCGAAAGGAAGAAUACGUCUAAGAAAGGCGUUAGCAAAAGCUUAUGAUCCCUAUUUUCAUAAUAGAAAUCUGGAUCCUGAAACUGAGAUUAUAGUCACUGCUGGGGCGAAUGAAGGAAUAUUUGCAAUUUUUGCUGGAUACUUGGAUGUUGGAGAUGAAGUAAUUUUGAUGGAACCAUUCUUUGAUCAAUAUAUAUCAAAUACCACAAUGAACGGUGGUGUGCCAGUUUACGUGCCAUUGCGUCCAAAAUUCGACGGGAAUAAAGUGAUUUCGUCUAGCGAGUGGCGUCUCGAUAUCAAUGAAUUACGCGCGAAAAUCACUCCAAAAUCUAAAAUUAUUGUACUCAAUACCCCACAUAAUCCUGUUGGAAAAGUGUUUUCAAAAGAGGAAUUGAUUGAAAUUGGACAAGUGGCAAUUAAGCAUAAUUUGCUGAUUAUUAGUGAUGAAGUGUAUGAUCGUUUAUAUUUUAGACCUGACACGCAUGAACGUAUUGCAAAUCUACCUGGGUUAUGGGAACGUACAAUAACAGUUGGUAGUGCGGGGAAAACUUUUGGUGUGACUGGUUGGCGUGUUGGAUGGUUAAUUGGUCACCAUCAUUUAAUAGAGACAGCUCUUGCUGCUCACACAAGAAUUGUUUUUAUUGCGAAUUCUCCACUUCAGGAAGCAAUAGCAAUAGGAUUCGAAAAAGCCGACGAACAUAACUUUUUCGACAACCAAAUAGCCCUCUAUGAAAAGAAACGUGAAAAAAUGAUCCGACCAUUUGCCGACCUCGGACUUCCGUACACCAUUCCCCAAGGAAGUUAUUUCCUUCUGGUAAACACAUCAAAAAUACGCGUCCCUGAAAACUACCAAGUCCCCGAAAUUAUUCAAAAACGUCCAAAAGACUUCAAGACGUGUUACUGGAUGGCAAAAGAAAUCGGUGUAGUCGCUAUUCCGCCCAGUGAAUUUUAUUCUCUCGAAAAUCAGCAUCUUGGCGAAAAUUACGCGAGAUUCGCGUUUUGUAAAACGGACGAGAUGUUGGAUGAGGCGGCGGGGUUGUUGAAGAAGUUGGAGAAUUAUAUUAUUGAUUGA